AGAGAUGGACGAGUGGGGAAAGGAUAGGAUCACGGAGUUCCUGAACAGGCGACACAGGGAGCGACAGAGCAAUUUGGCCAGCUUGCAGGAGCUGAAGAAUCAGGAGGCGAAUGAAUUCGAGGCGUUGGAGUAUUUUGAUCAGGUUUUCGGCACCAAAAGCCGCGAGAUUCAGAAGAAUCUCAACAAUCUGCAGCCAGGCGACAGGAAUCAACUCACGGGCACAUUCAACAAGAUCCUGGGCAGUCUGCAGGAGCUGCAGAAGUACUUAUCCACGUCCACAAUCUUCCUCACGGAGCACAAGAUCAAGACGUGUCAGGCGGCGAUCAAUGAUUUGCAGGCGCAGGUGGAGGAGAAGCGCGCCAGGCUGAUACCCAAGAAGAAGUUCGGCUUCAAGUCCUACACGAAGCCAGAGGUGAAGGAGGAGGACAAGGAGGAGGCGCGGAAGGAUGAGCUGGACGGGGUGAAGCGGAAGGAGUUCCAGUGGACUGUCGCUGGGCUGCGGAAUCGGGAGAUUCUGCUGGAUGGCGAGCUGACGAAUGGCCAGGACGUGACGAUCAGCGACCUGGAGAGCUGCGUGGUGCGGAUCGUGGGCCAUCCGGGCUCCAUUCAGCUGUCCAAGCUGCGCAACUGCGUGAUCCUGGCGGGGCCCGUGGCCAGAUCCGUCUUCGCCGACGACUGCCGGCAGUGCAAGUUCGCCUUCGCGUGCCAGCAGAUGCGCCUGCACACGUCGCACGCCUGUGAUAUCUAUCUGCACGUCACGUGUCGCGCCAUCAUCGAGGACUGCACCGGCAUCCGCACGGCGCUCUACUCCUGGACCUAUCCGGGCAUCCGGAAGGACUUCGCCAGCGCCGCGCUGGAUCUCGAGCGCAACAAUUGGCAGGACGUGGCGGACUUCAACUGGCUCUCGCCGGACCGCCCGUCGCCGAACUGGAAGAAGAUGGACGAGCAGGGAUUGAUUGAGGACUGGCCUGAGUUCCUGCAGCACUUCAGGCGCGAGAAUGCAAUUCACGCUGUUGCUGAAUAA
Phlebotomus argentipes is the source of this 1024-nucleotide messenger RNA. It is a transcript of the gene TBCC, whose product is annotated as tubulin-specific chaperone C. Gene Ontology annotation, biological process: post-chaperonin tubulin folding pathway; tubulin complex assembly. Lineage: Eukaryota; Metazoa; Arthropoda; Insecta; Diptera; Psychodidae. Gene Ontology annotation, cellular component: cytoplasm. The record is from RefSeq and is a predicted model, not a curated record. The transcript has a single exon. Gene Ontology annotation, molecular function: tubulin binding. Bases 5 to 1024 code for a protein of 339 amino acids.